UUUGAAAAAGAAAAAAAGGCAAAGGAGAAGAAGAUCCAACUUAUCUCUCGCGGAUACACGACGUCUGCCUGCUUUUUCACCAUUUAUUUGUCUUUUGACACCUUUUACGUCGUUCGACAUGUCCAGCGAUCAUCGACGUUGGGAAACUUUGGAUGCGCUCAAAAUGUCGCCGAAGGGAAACAUCAAAUUUGAUCUUUUUUGGUCGGAGAGGGGUGAGGAUAUUUUGGCCGGUUAUGAGGAGAUGCUCAGCCUGUCCGCUGAGGCUGGAGAGAUACUGAAAAAACUCUGGUCCGAAUCCCCUCAGGAGUGUGCUCUUUUGAGCCCCGGUCGGUCCAGUCCUGGGCUCGCUGCCUCCAGCCGACACGGUGGUGACGUCUCCAGCCGACAGGGUGGUGACGCCACUGGCGAAGACAACACGGUGUCUGUAGCGGCCGAACAAAAUCCGAUCGCAAGCGAGAGCGAGCAGAAUGUGGAGGAAAGUUCCACGCCUCCGCCGACCGUCUCCCUGCACUCCCUUGAAGCCAGUGUAAUUGCUGGAAAAAUCUCCCAGUAUGAAGAGGCUUACCGUCAAAAAGCAAGGACAAUUUUCAGAGGGCAUCAGCAGAAGAUGGAGGACAUGGUAACUCGGGUGGCAAAGGCCCAGUUGGAGCAGAUGAAACGCUAUGAAGAGCGCAUGGAGUUGAAGCGGAGGCAGGAGUACCAGCACAUGAGUGACAUGAUGGAACGAGAAACAAAAGAGAGCAUUGGCCGUCAGGAGAAGCUAAAGGAAGAGCAGCGCCACAGACUGAAGAUCCUUAACCUCCGUGUGAGGGAGGCGGAGCAGCAGCGUCUGAGGGAGGCGGAGCUGGAGCGACAGCGUCAGACUGAAGGCAAAGAGCGGCUGCGGAACCUCAACUCCAUUCAAGAGGAGAUCCUGCAGCUCAACCAGCUUCUGGAGUCCUCCACCCAGAACCAGACCACGGCGCACCCAACCAGCGUUGGCACAUACACCACCCGUGGGAACCAGUUUUGCUCCCAGGUGUCCGAGGUGGUUCAAAAGACGGCAGAAGUACAGUAUCCCAGCGUGGAAGACAUGACCGUGGCAGAGCGUGCCCUCCACGAAAUGAGGGCGCUGAUCUGCUCGAUGCAGGAGGAAGCGGCCACAGCUCAAGAGGAGAUGAAGAAAAAGGAGCUGGAGGAGGAGGAAGAAUCCCGUCGGAAGCUGUCAUUGCUGAAGACUCAACAGGAAGCACAAAAGAAGGCAGAGCUUUCAGCCAAAGAGAAAACAAACGAGCACGGGCUGCAGAACAAUGCUAAAGACACCACUUUGAAAUGGUACAAGGACUUGCAGGAGUCUCUUGAUCAGUGCGCUCAAAGCAUAGAACAGCUCAGCUCCUCACAGGACAACCAGACGAGGAGUGUGAAGUUGAACCUCCAGAGAGCCUCCACCAUCCCCGUCAGUCAAAUCUCCUUCAAUUCUGGAUCUCAUCUACAAGAAAUCUUUGGAAAGCUCACCAAGCUGCUCUCUGGCCAGGCAGUGGUGCGUGGGGGCCAGUCUGUGUCCACCUCGCAGCACCCACAGGGCCUGGACUUUGUGUGUUACAAAAUGGCCGAGAAGUUUGUGAAACAAGGGGAGGCGGAGGUGGCGGCUCAUCACGAAGCGGCCUUCCCCAUCGGUGUGGUGGCGUCGGGUAUCUGGGAGCUACACCCCCGAGUGGGCGAACUCAUGCUUGGACAUCUGCACAAAAAAUGUCCGUACGCCGUUCCACAUUAUCCCAUGAUGAAGGAAGGCAUGUCUGUGGAGGAAUAUCAGAGAACUCUUGGUUACCGAGUGGACGACUCCGGAGUCGAAGGUCAGGACAGUUUUCUCAAAAGUAUGUCUGGCAUGAUCCGCUUCUACGCUGCUGUGAUCCAGCUGAGGUGGCCCUUUGACUCCAAGCAGGGGUCGUCCCCUCACGGUCUGAACCACGGCUGGCACUGGUUAGCACAGAUGCUAAACAUGGAGCCCAUUGCUGACAUCACGGCAACGCUGCUGUUCGACUUCCUCGAGGUUUGUGGUCACGCAUUGUUGAAAACCUAUCAGGGUCAGUUUUGGAAACUGCUUCUGCUUUUAAAAGAGCAAUACAUGGCCAGGAUUGAAGCCGUCACAAGCAGUGGACAGAUGGGAUCAGUCUCCAGACUGAAAAACUUCCUGCAGCGAUCACUGCAAGAACAACAAUUAAAUCCUCCCAAAGGCCAGCUGAGUGCCAUGUUUUGGAAGUCGUAAUGCUGGACAAGAAGCUUAUGUCUGUGUUGAGUUGGUAAAUAAAGUUAAGUUGUUUUUUC
Nerophis lumbriciformis (worm pipefish) is the source of this 2304-nucleotide messenger RNA. Its product is annotated as mRNA export factor GLE1-like. NCBI's taxonomy places the organism in Eukaryota, Metazoa, Chordata, Actinopteri, Syngnathiformes, Syngnathidae. Gene Ontology annotation, biological process: poly(A)+ mRNA export from nucleus. Gene Ontology annotation, cellular component: nuclear pore; nuclear pore cytoplasmic filaments; cytoplasm. The record is from RefSeq and is a predicted model, not a curated record. Gene Ontology annotation, molecular function: translation initiation factor binding; phospholipid binding; inositol hexakisphosphate binding.